GGAAGAGGAGGAUAUGGACCAGUUUAUAAGGUACUAAAAUAACUUGACAUGCUCACUGUGGUAUUUUGUGCUAACAAUUGUCAUCAUCAGGGUGUACUUGCAAACGGGACAGAGAUUGCAGUCAAGAGACUUUGCAAGAACUCCGACCAAGGACUGCAAGAGUUCAAAACGGAAGUUCAGCUAAUUGCAAAACUUCAGCAUCGCAACCUCGUAAAGCUUCUUGGUUGUUGCAUUCAGCAAGAAGAGAAACUUUUGAUUUAUGAGCUCAUGCCCAACAGGAGUUUGGACUACUUUAUUUUUGAUGAUGCUAGAAGAAAAUUAUUAGAUUGGACUAAGCGCUUUCACAUUAUUAGUGGCACAGCUCGAGGCCUAGUCUAUCUGCAUCAGGACUCUAGGCUAAGAGUCAUUCAUAGAGAUCUAAAAACUAGUAAUAUUCUUCUUGACGAAGACAUGAAUGCAAAAAUAUCAGACUUCGGUCUUGCUAGGACAUUUGCAAGUGAUCAGACUGAAGACAAGACUGGAAGAGUGGUGGGAACUCAUGGUUAUAUUUCGCCCGAGUAUGCAGUGCGUGGAUCUUUCUCAAUGAAAUCUGAUGUGUUCGCCUUUGGUGUAAUCGUGCUUGAGGUAGUCAGUGGGAGGAAGACAAGAGAGUUCUGUGACCCAGAUCAAAGUCUUAACCUUCUGGGAUUUGCAUGGAAGCUAUGGAAUGAGGAGAGGACUUUGGAGCUGGUAGAUGAAUCACUGCGUGAUUCGGUGAAUGAAGAUGAAGCAUUGAGAUGUAUUCAGAUAGGGUUGUUAUGUGUGCAAGAGAGACCAGAACAUAGGCCUAACAUGUCAUCUGUAGUUCGUAUGUUGGAUGAUGAUAAACCAUUGCCUCGGCCAAGGUUGCCGGCAUUUUAUUCACACCAACAAGAUUCUACACUGAUUGAAGGUGAAGAUGGUGAAGAAGUUCAUUCAGCAAAUGAGGUUACCAUAUCAUUGUUAGGGGCAAGGUAGUAAGUAGAGUUUACAUUCAAUGAUGUUAUGUGAUUAUUCAUAUGGUGUAUAAAUAAAUAGGCCUGUUCUGAAACUUGGCAUCUGAGCCAAUGAGCUGGUGUGUGUGCAAAGGAAGAAAGAAGAAGAAUAUAAGGAGAGAGGAAAAU
Molecule: messenger RNA, 1142 nt
Organism: Arachis duranensis
Lineage: Eukaryota; Viridiplantae; Streptophyta; Magnoliopsida; Fabales; Fabaceae
Product: G-type lectin S-receptor-like serine/threonine-protein kinase SD1-1
Exons: 4
Coding region: 49-996 (315 amino acids)
Biological process (GO): protein phosphorylation
Molecular function (GO): protein kinase activity; ATP binding
Source: RefSeq, a predicted model, not a curated record